AUGACACUUCUCUGAUCCACUGAACUGGAGGUAACCACUUUCUUUCUGAUGGGCUUCCAAGGUCUAGAUCUCCAUGGGUGGAUCUCUGUUCCCUUCUGCUCCAUCUACUUGACAGUUAUCUUGGGGAACCUCACCAUUCUCCAUGUCAUCCAUACUGAUGCCACUCUUCAUGAACCCAUGUACUAUUUCUUUGCCAUACUAGCUCUCACAGACUUAGGCCUUUGCCUUUCCACAUUGCCCACUGUGCUGGGCAUUUUUUGGUUUGAUGCAAGAGAGAUUGGCAGGUCUGCCUGUUUCACUCAGCUCUACUUCAUCCACACCUUGUCUCUAGUGGAGUCAUCAGUUCUAUUAUCCAUGUCCAUUGACCGCUACGUGGCCAUCUGCAACCCAUUGCGUUACUCCACUGUCCUGACACCUGCAUGUAUUGUCAAGAUGGGGUUAAGCUCCGUGCUUAGAUGUGCCCUCCUCAUCCUCCCCUUGCCAUUCCUCCUGAAGCGCUUCCAAUACUGCCGCUCGCAUGUGCUGGCCCAUGCUUAUUGUCUCCACCUGGAGAUCAUGAAGCUGGCCUGCUCUAGCAUCACUGUCAAUCACAUCUAUGGGCUCUUUGUUGUGGCUUGCACUGUGGCUGUGGACUCUCUGCUCAUCUUCCUCUCAUACGCCCUUAUUCUUCGCACCGUGCUCAGCAUUGCCUCCCGCCAGCAGCGACUCCAAGCCCUCAACACCUGUGCCUCGCAUGUCUGUGCUGUGCUGCUCUUCUACAUUCCCAUAAUUGGGUUGUCUCUUGUUCAUAAUUUUGGUGAACAUCUGCCCCGCGUUGUACACCUCCUCGUGUCCUAUGCGUAUCUGCUGGUACCACCGCUCAUGAACCCCAUUAUCUACAGCAUCAAGACCAAGCAAAUUCGCCAGCGUAUCAUUAAGAAGUUUCAGUUUGUAAAGUCACUUAGGUGUUUUUACAAGGAUUAA
Messenger RNA from Saimiri boliviensis boliviensis (Bolivian squirrel monkey), 963 nucleotides. It is a transcript of the gene OR51G1, whose product is annotated as olfactory receptor family 51 subfamily G member 1. Gene Ontology annotation, biological process: G protein-coupled receptor signaling pathway. Gene Ontology annotation, molecular function: olfactory receptor activity; G protein-coupled receptor activity. Gene Ontology annotation, cellular component: plasma membrane. The record is from RefSeq and is a predicted model, not a curated record. NCBI's taxonomy places the organism in Eukaryota, Metazoa, Chordata, Mammalia, Primates, Cebidae.